This is a messenger RNA of Drosophila eugracilis, 2384 nucleotides long. RefSeq lists its product as uncharacterized. NCBI's taxonomy places the organism in Eukaryota, Metazoa, Arthropoda, Insecta, Diptera, Drosophilidae. Bases 113 to 2239 code for a protein of 708 amino acids. The transcript has a single exon. The record is from RefSeq and is a predicted model, not a curated record.
CCAGAUAAGGAAUUAAAAUAAUUUUUAUAUUUAAGACAGAAAAAAAAAUUUUAAAAUCCAAAACAAACUUCUCGGCCAAUAUAGCAGAAGCUUCGAGCGCGGUGAGAAAAUUAUGAGCAGUAAACGAUCGAUUGGCCAACGCCAAGACUCGCAAAAUUACAGAGAUUCCAAUCAUUCAAAAAUUCCUUGCAACACAUUUGGAACUCCGAACCCCGAGCUUAAUCCCGGACCAUACGAAGUGAUCCGUCAGCGUAACUGCAAGACAGGAAAAUUCGUCCAAUGGGAGCAGUAUCCAAACAUAAAGCCACCUGUUUCCAAGUGCAGUUACGAUCAGACUAAGUCUUGGCUUUAUGAUGCGGUGGAUCGUGAAGGCUGUCUGGAACCCAGCAACACGGAGCAGGAUGCUCUAAAGAUCUGGAAAAUGAGCCCGCACAAGAACACUCUUAACUAUUAUGGCGUGGUCGAUGGACUACGCCGGCCGGAGGAUAUUAAGUUUAACAGGACCGUGACAGCCAGCCUAAGAUACGCCAGUGGCUUUACGAGGAGGAAAGCCUCUAGUCGACCAGUUCCACCACAGACACAGAAACCACCACAACCCGCUCCCGUAUGUCGGCCUUACGUCCUCAAUCGGCAGGCUCUGCAGGCCGAGCUCCAACGGAUGCCCAUUGCUAGACAAAAACUAAGUCCCAAUGAGGCUUUUAGUACGCUAUUUUGCGAAAAGCUCCCGGAUCCCAAGGAUCCUUUAGGAGUGGAUGGGGCCACUCGAAAGAUUAGCUUCAGAGAAGUCCUCAAUAUGGAGAGACCCGUGAAGGAAACCCCAAAACCAAAGCACUGGUACUGUCCCGCAAAAUGUGGUGAGCCGGAGAACAAGUGCACGACAUUCGAGUGGGCUAAGUACAAGCUGGACCCCCGACCCAACGAUGCGGCGUUCCAAGAGUGGUACGUCAACCAGAAGCUGCCUCCACAGAACGAGCCGCACGACUACGAUGAGCUGUACAACCGAUUCCAAGCUUGUUUCGAAGUGAAGCCCGAACCAGAUCCUGAAUGUGUAGCCAUGGCAAAGUGCUGUCCGGAUAUGUUGAAGGAAACGAACGAUGGGACUGGUGGAGGAGGAGCGACUGGCGGGGGUGGCGGAGGAGAAGGAGGUCAGGGCGAUCGAGGAGGUGAUGGUUUCAAUCGCCCAGGAACUGACAAGGAUGAAGGUGGGCCAAGUGGGGUUGGCGAUAAUGAAGAUUCAGAAAAGGAUACGGGCAAGGGCACGGACACCGGUAAAGGUGACGGUAAGGACAAGGGUAAAGGAAAGGACAAAGACGACGAUGCAGAUAAACGGAAGGAGAAAGACAAAGAUAAGGAUAAGGAUAAGGACAAGGAAAAGGAUAAGGAUAAGGAUAAGGAUAAGGAUAAGGAAAAGGAUAAGGAAAAGGAUAAGGAUAAGGAUAAGGAUAAGGAUAAGGAUAAAGAUAAGGACAAGGAAAAAGAUAAGGCCGAUAAGGGUAAGGAUAAGAAUAAAGGAAAGGAUAAGGUCACAGACUGGGACAAAAAGAGAGAUCUGAAAGAUUUCGAAAACGACAAGCUCAAGCCUCCGGAAAAGCCUAAGGAACAACCUGUAGAAAGCACCACAGAUAUUUCCACUCGAAAUAUGUCCUCUGUGGACACCAGGGACUCAGGCCAUGACCAAUCAGACAGGCCAAAGGUCGGGGGUCCAACAGGACCACAACCAGUCGGGGGUGGAUCGAAGCCGGGCAAAAAACCAUCAAAGAAGAAACAUAAAAAGAAGGGAGAGCAUCCGAAAGGCGACAAGGGAAAAGGAAAAAAGGAUGGAGAAGCUGAGGGGUCUUUUCCUCCGUGUCCUCCGUGUCCUCCAGUGGGGUGUGGAUGUUCCAUUUGCGACUGUCUGUAUGGCAAACAGCUUCCCAUUUCUCCGGCCAUGAAAUCGGCGUUCGCCCAAGAUAAGAUUCGCCAAUCGAGAGACUAUCUUCAACGGAUGCGUCACCGCCAGUACAUGGAAUGCAAGGGCGAGCAGCCUAAGGCCCCCCAGCACAAGGUGGAUGCCAUCAGCUGCGAUGACUGCUUUUGUCGAAAUCCCAAGAUAUCCGAGUACUGUGAGUGCUUGGGCGCCCUGCAACAUCUUCAGCAGCUUCUUGGCAAGAAGCGCCAUCCGAUCGUGAACAACGAACUGCUCUUCAACCUCGACGAUCUCCGGCAAAGAAUCGCCCAGCGAAUGUGCGAGUGUAUCUGAGAAAUGUGUUUUGGUCCCAUUUUAUUGGCUUGUAUCUUACAUUCACGUCUUAGUGUUUUUCAAAAUUGGACAAUUGAAAAAUAUAAUCAAAUUUAUAAUUAUUAUUAAUGUCUGUCUUCGAUGUGAUUAAAAAAAAUAGUUUUCA